AUGUCAGAUAAAAGAGAUGAUGAACAUCAAAUAUUUACCCCAAUCGCAAGAGGUAUAAUUGAAACCAUUGAUAAUAGUAAAGAAUUAAAAAAAGAAACAUGUAUUUUAGUAGAUAAAUCAAUUAAAAACGUAUCAAAGUUAUUAGUAAAUGAAUAUGAAAGUCCAAUUUAUAGAAAUUCAUUUGAUGAUUUUAAAACCUAUAUUAACAAAUCCAAUCCAUACCUCGUUGUCGCAGGUUCAACUUUAAUUCCAUAUUUAAUUACCAAACCAAAAUUUUUAAAAUUAAGACCAAUCUCUUUUGGUUUAGUUGGUCUUUCAACAAGUUUAUAUUAUUGUUUCCCAAAUGAAGUUUCAAUGGCUGCUAAAAAAUCUGUAGACUAUUAUAACGAAUUCAAAGAAAAUUUUUAA
This is a messenger RNA of Dictyostelium discoideum AX4, 408 nucleotides long. RefSeq lists its product as hypothetical. The record is from RefSeq and is a predicted model, not a curated record. The transcript has 2 exons. Bases 1 to 408 code for a protein of 135 amino acids. NCBI's taxonomy places the organism in Eukaryota, Evosea, Eumycetozoa, Dictyosteliales, Dictyosteliaceae.